UUAGUAGAGGUGGAAAAGUGGCAUUUGUUUUCAGUUCACCCAGCAAUACAGAGUGGUGAUUUACUCUCGCGUUUUUAGGUGAAAGAUAAUUAUUUUUAGACAAGAACGCCACGUUUUACACUUUAUUCAGAUGAACAGCUACGGGUGAUGAAGUUAUGUAAAGCGGUUAAUGUAGUUUAUCCAGUUUCAGUUGUCAGAAGUUGGCUAUUGCUGCUAGCUGCUAGGGUUAGCAGCGCUGGUAAAGAGCAGAUAAGUGUUUAUUGCGAGUGUCUACAUAGCCUGCGGUGGUUUUGUGGCCAGCAGUAAUAGAAUCACGUCCGUCGCCUGCCCGUAGAGGUUCCUCUACUUGUGCCGGGAGGAGGUGUCUCUCUGAGGAGCAAACAUGGACCUGUUUGACAGCAACAGCACAGAGCAUGCAAAUCUUCCAAGGAACAUGAUAGAGAACAGCAUGUUUGAAGAGGAGCCUGAUGUUGUGGAUUUAGCCAAAGAUUCCACUGCUUUUCCGGCAUUUCCUGCUCUUGACCCAGAUGAAGUGGCGUAUGAGCCUCGUAGCUCACGGUUACUCGUACGAGGCCUGGGAGAAAAUGACAUGGACGAAGAUGAGGAAGACUAUGAGUCUUCAGCUCGGCUCUUGGGCAUGUCCUUCAUGAAUCGUAGCUCUGCUCACAGAUCCAGCUCUUCUCCUUAUGCAAGGCAGUCUCCACCAAGGUCAUGUUCACGACCCUCAGCUCGCACCUUGGUUGUAUGUGUGUUAUUCCUGGUGAUUAUAGCCUCUAUGACUAUGGUACUUUACUUCCUGCCUGGCUGCACCUUUACCAAGGCGGGAUGUCCGAAGCCCAAUAGAACCACUCCACUUGAGCCAAUCUACCCAGUGUCCACAAAUGGUGAAUUGUUUCCAUGGGCACAGAUCCGACUGCCUCGCAGCAUCAGUCCCCUCAGCUAUGAACUCACCUUGAGCCCGAAUCUCGAUGACAUGACCUUUACUGGUAGUGCUGUUAUCAACAUGUCUGUCCGUCAUAAAACAAAGUUUCUUGUCCUGCAUAGCAGCAAUCACGAUAUCACCAAAGCUACCUUCAAGCUGGGUGGUGGGCCAGCUCAUAAUGUGACAGUGCUGGAGUAUAAACCCAGCCAGCAGAUAGCUAUCAAGUUCACAGAGGAGCUCAAAGCAGACCAGUCCUGUGUUUUGACACUGGAUUAUUCUGCCAACCUCUCACACACCUAUGAUGGUUUCUACAAUAGCUCAUACACUGAUAAAGAUGGAAUUAAAAGGGUCCUAGCAGCAACACAGUUUGAGCCAUUGUCAGCCAGGAAGGCCUUCCCUUGUUUUGAUGAACCAGCUUUUAAAGCCACUUUCUUGAUGAAAAUCAACAGAAAAGAAAACUACAUGGCCCUUUCAAACAUGCCCAAGGCUAAAUCCACAUUUCUUUCCAAAGGCCUUGUUCAGGAUGAGUUUGAAAAAACCACUGUCAACAUGAGCACAUAUGUGGUGGCAUUCAUUGUUGCAAACUUCACCUCUAUCGGAAAAAAUGUUUCAGACACUGUGGUAUCAGUCUAUUCUAUGCCAGAGAAAAAAGAGCACACUGGCUACGCUCUGGAGACGGCUUCCAAGCUGCUGGAGUUUUACAACAACUUCUUUGAAAUUAACUACCCGCUCAAAAAACUAGACCUAGUAGCCAUUCCGGACUUCCUGGCAGGAGCUAUGGAGAACUGGGGACUCAUCACUUUUCGGGAAACCACUUUGUUGGUGGGCAAUGAUUCCUCCACUUUGGAAAAACAAGUAGUUGCCUCUGUCAUAGCACAUGAGCUUGCACAUCAGUGGUUUGGAAACCUGGUAACUUUGAGGUGGUGGAAUGACCUUUGGCUCAACGAAGGCUUUGCCACUUACAUGCAGUAUAUGUCAUUGCAAACUGUUUUACCGAAGCUGGAGGCUGGUAAUUUAUUCCUGGCAGUCAGGUUCAGAGCCAUGGACAAAGAUGCACUAAAUUCCUCUCAUGCCGUGUCAACAGAGGUUAAUACGCCAGAACAAGUUGAAGAAAUGUUCGACUCUGUGUCUUAUGAAAAGGGUGCGUCUAUUCUUCUGAUGCUGAAUGCUUCACUGCCGGGGGAUCAGCAGUUCAGAAAGGGCUUGAUUCAGUACCUAAAUCAGUUCAGUGGAUCAAAUACAGAAACUAAUGACCUCUGGAACAGCUUCACACAGGUUGAGAUUUCCACUCAGCGCCAGAACGUUUCAGAGAUGAUGAGCUCAUGGACGACACAGAAAGGGUUCCCACUGGUCACUGUGAGUCGCAAGGGAGACCAGGUGACCCUCACACAGGAGCACUUCUUGCUCACAUCUGACAAUGCCACCCGUACUUCCAGCUUGUGGAAUAUUCCAGUAACGUAUGUAAACAACAGCUGCAGUUUGGCCAAUGAGUGCAGACAAGUGUUUACUCUGAAGACUAAGUCAGCCAGUUUUAAGGUCCCAGAAAGUGUAUUGUGGCUGAAACUGAACUACAGAAGUACAGGCUUCUACAUUGUUCACUACGGAGAUGAGGGUUGGGCUGCUCUAUUUGAUGCUUUGUCCCAUAAUGUCUCUAUUCUUACACAUGAAGACCGUGCCUCUCUCAUACAUAACAUAUUUGCUCUCUCCAGACUAGGACGUGUGCCCUUCAAUCAAGUCCUUAACCUGUUAAACUACAUGUCCAAUGAAACUGAGACUGCUCCUGUGACUGAAGCUCUGUUGCAGCUAAAUAAUAUCUACAUGCUGCUCGAUAAAAGACAGGAGUCUGCUCUUGUGGCUCGCAUGAAGGUUUACAUCCUAGACAAAUUUGGAUCUCUGAUGGACAACCAAACAUGGGAGGAGGAAGAGCGUGUGUCUAAACAGGAAUUGCGCUCAGCCCUCCUCGAGACAGCCUGCAAUUUAGCAAAAGAAAACUGUGUUAAACAAGCCAAAUCCUUGUUCAAACAGUAUGUUGACUCGAAUGGGACCUUCAGGAUUCCAGGCGAUCUGCAGAAAGUUGUAUUCACAGUGGCUGCUCAGUCAGAUGAAGACUGGUCGACUUUGUUCAGUAAAUACACAAAUGCCACCUAUGCUAAUGAGAAGCGAAAAAUGCUGCAGGGCCUCGCAUCGACUCAGGACACACGGCGUUUAUCUUGGAUUCUUAGGGCAGGUCUGAAAGGGGAUCUCAUUCAGACCCAGGAGCUGCCUGUGGUCAUCAGCACCGUGUCUACCGGCUUUGCGGGCUAUUUGUUUGCCUGGGACUUCAUACAGGUUAACUGGGACCUUCUUAUAGAGAAGUUCCCUGUGGGCUCCUUUGCUAUCCAGGCAAUCAUCAAAUCUGCUACCUCCCAGUUCUCCACACAAGCACACCUUGAUCAGGUGCAGGCUUUCUUCUCCGGUCUGAAGGAGCGUGGUUCUCAGAUGAGAAGUGUGCAGGAGGCUUUGGAAACCAUCAGACUGAACCAACGCUGGAUGCACGACAACCUUUCUACACUUCAAAAAUGGCUGUAAGAGAGCAUCCAGUUUCUGUCCCAAUAACAAGCAACUUGGGUGUCUUCAAGACAGCAACAGUGUUUGCACUAUUGUAGGACUCUGUCUCGUAACUCCCACUAGCUGCGUGGACAUGGUGUUAGAGUUUGUGAGAUUGGCCGUUUCAGUUGUACUUGAUAGCUCAGGGUGGAUCUGAUUGUGUUUCUGACAGUGUGUUGUCAGAUGGUACACACGCUCCUCAUGCUUUAUCCUGUUGACCAAACCUCCUCUGCAGUUCUCAUCCAAUCCCCAUGCCUGAGCAGACAAUCAUGCUUCAAAUGAACUCCUUUAGCUCAGCCUGAUCACAGGCACCUGACCUUCUGAGCUGUAAAAUGGCCACUUCAGACUACUAUAGUACAGUGUCAACGUUACUGUGUAUUUGUGCACUUUCAGUCAUUUAUAAAGAUGCAAGUGUCAGCAAUGAUUAAAGUGAAAUUACUGCUACUUGAGACAUUCAGCCAUCACUUGUGUUUAACUAAUUGUGCAGGUAAAAUAACUGCUUGUACUCUUAAAUGAUUUAUGCAAGCUGAAGCUUUUGCCAUAUUACGGUAGUCAUGGUUGGGCUAUAUCAGUAAAUUGAUUGAUUUCUUAAAAUGCCAAACUUGUGUUUGCAUCAAUUGAAUGUACUAAAAAAAAAAAAAACCUUCCCACUGUGUACAGUAAAGUAUGAGCUGAAAACCAGUGCAGGUUUAAAUCAACAACCAUUGUGUCUUAGGUGAGAGCAGGCAGUGCACACUGGAGCCAAAUGAUCAUUUCCUUUUUUUCCUCCUUCAGCCAUAAAGCUAUUUUAGUUCUGAUCAACUUGCUACAUGUUUUUUAUUUUAUUUUUUGCCUGCAGUGCAGCAACUGUACAAACUCGGAAUUUACUCCACAUGGUUGUAAACUUGUAAUUAUAAUGUAAAUAGAGUCAACCCUGCGCUUUUGGAUUUACUGGUGUGUGUGUGUGUGUGUGUGUGUGUGUGUGUGUGUGUGUGUGUGUGUGUGUGUGUGUGUGUGUGUGUGUGUGUGUGUGUGUGUGUGUGUGUGUGUGUGUGUGUGUGUGUGUGUGUGUGUGUGUGUGUGUGUGUGUGAGAGAAAGUGAUCAAGAGUCGAAGUAAGAAUGUUUUGUUUUUUUUCUCGGUAUUUCUUGAUUUAGACAGCCACAAAGUGGGUCCUUUGCAGAGCAGUGUUGUUUUAUAAGGGCUAGAAUACAUAUUGAAGAUAUUCUGUAUAUGUGAUUAUAAUUUGAAACAAAAAGGCAGAAGUUACUGCAGUGUAAACCAGCCAUGACAACUCUUAUGUUUUUAUCUGAUUCUUCAUGUUUUACCAAUUUUAUUUUUUUUCCUCCUUUUGAGAUGUUUAUAAACAGAUGCAUACCCAAAUUGGUACUAAUGUAGUUCGACUUCGCCAUUACGUUCUUCAAGCUUGCAUUUUCCUUGGUUGUUAUUUUUUCUUGUGUAUGUAAAAGCUAUUCAUUGUUACACCAAUUCUUUCACAGGUGGCUCAUGAAAUCAAUGUCAAAUGUCUGUAACAGGUACCUCAGAGAAUACGAUUCAUGUUUGAUCUGAGCAUGUGUGACCUCUAGUGGUUGCUUGUGAUGGCUGUGUUGGUCAGGGACAGACUAACCACAGUACAGCGGGUUAGUGUACUUGGUAGUAACACGCAAACCAUAACUACUUUCUAUUAACAGAUUAUCAACAAUGUUGUCUCUCACUCAGUCAUAGUUGUGUUACAGACUGUGGUUCUUACAGUCAAUCUUUGUUAAUGUAGUUUCAUCUUUGGGGACUGUUGUCUGUCUAGAUUCUUUUCCUCCUGUAACCAACUCGUCUCAUGACAGGACUCUAGUAGAGCAUUUGUAAACUCAUGUUUGCACUUGGAGGAAAUGCUGUAGAUUCUUCUAAAAUUCUAAUGAUUUUCAUGUGAACAAAACAUAAAUAAGCUUUUUUUUCAGGAAUUUUUUUUUUAAUUUCAUCGUGAUAGAACCUCUGAUCAGAUUUUCUUACAUUAACCAUUUACUUUAAAGUUUGUUUGGUUUUCUAUCACUUAUAGACGGAAGAGCUUUACCAGCUUAGUUUGCUGAAACAAAACUGUUGAGACUUCAGAUAUUUACACUCCAAAUAAAGUUAAGCUGCAUCCAAACUGUUCACAGUGGCAUUGGCUUUAAAAUGGUUGACUUUUGCUUUUUAUGUAUCUUUGAAGACUGUCAAAACUAAGUUAAAUGUAAUUUAUUUAUAAUGUAAAAGACACAAUGUUGUGUCAGAAGUAAGAAAGAAUGUCAUUUUAAAAAGAGCACCUAGGAGAGACUUUUGUAUCAGAAGGCACAACUUUUAUAUUUCAACUGCAUUGCUGCUUUUCAGUAAUUUCAUUUGUAAACAGUUUUAUCCGUGGAGGGUUAAAGAGAUCACUUGAACUGCAUGUGCCCAGACUCAAUACCAAACAAUAACUGAGAGGACGCUGUGUGAACACAGCAACUGCAGUUCCUCUCUGCUUCUCAGCUGCCCUCUCCCAGCAGAGGGCAUUCUUGCUCCUCUGGAAACUUGUGACCUUUCAUUUAUGUUCUUGAUGUUUUCAGGUCAUGCUCUUCUGUGUCUAUUGUACUAAAUAAAUGAAGCAACUCAUCAUUA
Molecule: messenger RNA, 6111 nt
Organism: Cololabis saira (Pacific saury)
Lineage: Eukaryota; Metazoa; Chordata; Actinopteri; Beloniformes; Belonidae
Gene: lnpep
Product: leucyl/cystinyl aminopeptidase
Exons: 22
Coding region: 383-3490 (1035 amino acids)
Biological process (GO): peptide catabolic process; proteolysis
Cellular component (GO): cytoplasm
Molecular function (GO): peptide binding; metalloaminopeptidase activity; zinc ion binding
Source: RefSeq, a predicted model, not a curated record